AUGGCGACCCCAAUGACUGAACCAGUAGAGCGAAAGGCGUAUGAUAGCGAGAUCACAAGUGCUUGCUCCUCGUGGGAUACAGCGCUAAUCAGAGCAAGGAGCGUUACUGUGAGCACGCCACCCAGUGCAAUACCCGCGACCCCUAAGGAGAAUACUGUUGUCCACAGGGGGGUGGAUAACGUUGAAAGUGCUAUUAAGCUCGUUGCUAGAAGCAUGAGAAGCGCCGACAUCAUGAUCUCAGAUACCUCCUCCGCUCAGCCGUCUAGACAUUGGAUCAUUGACCUGAGUGCUCGCAAGACAGGCUCGCUCACUUUGGCCUUCCUUCUUGGUCAUUUCUCCGAAAGGAGGGCCUUGUACGAGGCCAGUAUCACUCAACGCUUCAAGUUCAAGCACAAAAGGGAUGAUUUUCGGAAGCUGUUCGCUCCAGAGAUUUCGGAAGGCCGGUUGAUCAUUGUGGCGUGGUUUUAG
Molecule: messenger RNA, 468 nt
Organism: Letharia lupina
Lineage: Eukaryota; Fungi; Ascomycota; Lecanoromycetes; Lecanorales; Parmeliaceae
Exons: 2
Coding region: 1-468 (155 amino acids)
Source: RefSeq, a predicted model, not a curated record